CACACAGACACAGAGCGACACACAGACAAGCACACGCACACGCAGCUCCUGUAGCUCGGAACAUGUUCAAUUACAGAGUAACGGUGGCCACCGGGACCUCAAAAUAUUCGGGAACCAACAACUACAUUUACAUCACGCUGGUGGGCGAGAGGGGCGAGAGUCGCAGGGUCAACCUGGACCGGCCAUUCUGUAACGACUUGGAGAGAGGAUCGGUCGGGGAGUAUGAGGUGGGCAGCGAGGUCGACCUUGGGGCUGUGCUGCUGGUCAAGUUGGACAAGGAGAAGUUUCUGGGGCUGGAGGACGACUGGUUCUGUCUGUAUGUGACGGUAACGACCCCCGGGGGAGACACACGGCACUUCCCUUGUUACCGCUGGCUCAGCGAGGAGGCCAGGGUCCACAUCAGAGAGGGUCCGGCAGUGAGGCUGUGUGACGAGCGGUUGCCUGUACUUCUAAACCAUCGGAGGGAAGAGUUACAGGAGAGACAGUCACUGUACAGGUGGAGACUGUGGAAUUACUCCACUCCUAAGUGCAUUGACGCGGACACUGAGGAUGACCUGCCUCUGGACGUCAAGUUUGACCAGGCCAAGGAGCACGACUUUGAGACCUCUCUACACAGAGCGCUGGGGGAAUUGUACCUGAAGAAGCUGGUGGUAAAGAUGGAUGCCUCCUGGGACAGUCUGCAGGAUUUCGAGCGCAUUUUCUGGAGAGUGAAGAGUCCCAUUGGAGUGUUCGUCAGGGAAAACUGGCAAGACGACUGUUUUUUUGCCUACCAGUUCCUGAAUGGAUGUAAUCCCUGCAUGAUCCAGAAAUGUUGGGAGAUCCCGAAAAAAUUCCCUGUAACUGACGAAAUGGUCCGCGAUUUACUGCCAGGAACCACACUGCAGCAGGAGAUAAAGAAGGGGAAUAUUUUCCUGGUGGAUUACGAGUUGCUGGAGGGAGUUCCUGCCAACGUGAUUCAGGGGAAACAGCAAUUCCUAGCGGCUCCCAUCUGUCUCCUGUACCAGCCUCCAUCCUCCCCCCUCAUCCCCAUCGCCAUCCAGCUGAGCCAGACCCCAGGCUGUCACAGCCCUAUUUUCCUGCCCUCUGACGGGAGCUACGAUUGGCUGUUGGCCAAGUUGUGGGUGAGGAGCUCGGAUUUCCAAGUCCAUCAAAUCAUCAAUCACCUGUGUUGGGCUCACCUGGUGGGCGAGGUCUUCUGCAUCGCCACCUUGAGGCAGCUGCCGGCAGUGCACCCCAUCUACAAGCUCCUCACCCCGAACACCAGAUUCACACUGGAGAUUAAUAUGCGAGGCAGGACUGAGCUAUUGUCUGAGUCUGGAAUCAUUACGAAAGUGGUGGCUUCGGGGGGGCCAGGGAUGGUCAUGUUUGGCCAGAGAGGCUUCCGGGCUCUGACCUACAGAUCACUGUGCUUCCCAGAGAACAUUGAGGAGCGCGGAGUGGGCUCACUCAGAGACUAUUAUUACCGAGACGAUGGGCUGCUUAUCUGGGCUGCCAUACGCAAGUACGUGGAGAGUGUUUUGGGGCUGUACUAUCUCACUGACCAGGAUGUGGUGAAUGAUGAGGAACUACAAGCCUGGCUCACAGACGUGGUGGAGGAGGGUUUCCAGGAGCUGCCAGAUAUAGGAUUCUCGAGGGUUUUCCGGAGCAGAGAGGAGCUGUGGAAGUUCCUCACGAUGGCGAUCUUCACCUGUUCUGCACAGCACUCGGCACUUAACAACGGCCAGUAUGACUGGUGCUGCUGGGUCCCGAACUCCCCCUGUACGAUGCGCCAGCCCCCGCCCUGUGCCAAGGGCUCGGUGACGAUGGAGAAGAUCAUGGCCACUCUCCCUGACGUCAGCCAAUCCUCCAUCCAGAUGGCCUUCACCUGGCACCUGGGCCGGCCCCUCCCUGACAAGAAGCUGCUGGGAUUCUUUGACGAGGAAUAUUUCACUGAGAAGGAGGUGAUCAAAGUGAUCCAGGAAUUCCGGGAAGAGCUGAACCGGAUCGACCGGCUGAUCGUGAAGCGGAACAAGGGGCUUCCCAUCAAAUACGAGUAUCUGCGGCCCAAACAGAUCGCCAGCAGCAUCAACGUGUGAGCGAGCGGGCGCCCAGCUCUGUGUGGCAGGGGCAGAGCCGUGUG
Molecule: messenger RNA, 2119 nt
Organism: Callorhinchus milii (elephant shark)
Lineage: Eukaryota; Metazoa; Chordata; Chondrichthyes; Chimaeriformes; Callorhinchidae
Gene: alox12
Product: arachidonate 12-lipoxygenase
Exons: 14
Coding region: 63-2075 (670 amino acids)
Biological process (GO): lipid oxidation; linoleic acid metabolic process
Molecular function (GO): arachidonate 15-lipoxygenase activity; arachidonate 12(S)-lipoxygenase activity; protein binding
Source: RefSeq, a predicted model, not a curated record